UCAAAUGUGAAACGAAAGUGGAUAUUGCAUUCCUUGUAGACUCUUCAGGAAGCAUUGGUAGGCGUAAUUGGAAUAUAGUUCAACAUGUUCUAAUUGAUACAAUCAAAGAGAUUACAGUUAGUGCUGAUGGGAACCACGUGGCAAUGAUUCACUUCAGCACAAGACCUGAAAUAGUAUUUGGUUUUCACACCCUAUACGGAUCUGAGACAGUUGAGUUGUACAGUAGAAAGAUAAAUCGUAGGCGGUUUCAAAAAGGCCUUACGUAUAUUGAUAGAGCUUUGGAAUUAGCGUACCGGGAAAUUUUCAAAAGCUCAGCAGGGAUGAGAACUUCAGAUGAGGUUCGAAAGAUUGCCGUAAUUAUAACAGACGGAGUGCAGACUAGUGGCUCUUAUGAUGUUAUUUCCGCAUCUCAGCCUUUAAAGGACCGUGGAGUGGAGAUUUAUGCUUGUGGUAUUGGAAGUGAUGUUGACCUUUUUGAACUAUACCAAACUGCUUCAAAUCCCAGCAACGUCUUUUCCACGAACACUUUUUAUUCUAUGGAAAGCGACUUUCCACGAAUGAUACGUGAAAUACUAUGCCAAUCAGAACGGCAAACGUCUUGUGUGCAUAUCCCUGUAGACACAACUAUGGAUAAGCCCCUGUUUGCUCAGGAAAAUAGCAUUAAAAGGGGGUUAAGGGUGUACUGA
Molecule: messenger RNA, 686 nt
Organism: Exaiptasia diaphana
Lineage: Eukaryota; Metazoa; Cnidaria; Anthozoa; Actiniaria; Aiptasiidae
Product: collagen alpha-5(VI) chain-like
Exons: 3
Source: RefSeq, a predicted model, not a curated record